Molecule: messenger RNA, 1324 nt
Organism: Olea europaea var. sylvestris
Lineage: Eukaryota; Viridiplantae; Streptophyta; Magnoliopsida; Lamiales; Oleaceae
Product: peroxidase 12-like
Exons: 3
Coding region: 16-1131 (371 amino acids)
Biological process (GO): response to oxidative stress; hydrogen peroxide catabolic process
Molecular function (GO): peroxidase activity; heme binding
Source: RefSeq, a predicted model, not a curated record
AAAUAGGACUUUAUUAUGGCUAUAAGAAGGCCUGCUUCCAUUGAACCAGAACAAGAUAAUACCUCGUUUCAGUUAAUAAUGGCUUCAAUAUCUUCUGCUUUUGCUAUCUCUUUGGUUAAUUUUCUGGUGUUUUCUUCUACUGUUUUACAUUUGACAGAAGCUCAGCAAAUAGUGCCGGGACUCUCAUGGAAUUUCUAUGAUUCUGCAUGUCCUCGGUUGGAAUCCAUUAUAAGAACACAGUUGCAGAGUGUUUUUGAUGAUGAUAUUGGUCAAGCUGCUGGCUUGCUUCGACUCCAUUUCCACGAUUGCUUUGUACAGGGGUGUGAUGCUUCAGUUCUUCUCGUCGGAUCGGCGAGCGGACCCGGUGAGCAGGAGGCGCCGCCGAAUUUGACCUUGAGGGCUCGAGCUUUUAGAAUCAUCGAAGAUCUUCGCCGCCGCGUGCAUAUGCAGUGCGGUAGAGUCGUCUCUUGCGCUGAUAUCACUGCCAUUGCUGCUCGUGAUGCUGUGUUUCUGUCUGGUGGACCUGACUAUGAUAUUCCUUUGGGAAGAAGAGAUGGACUCAACUUUGCAACAAGAAAUGUAACAUUGGCUAACCUUCCUCCACCAUCAAGCAACACAAGUGCACUUCUUACCUCCCUUGCAACCAAGAAUUUGGAUCCCACCGACGUAGUUGCGCUCUCUGGUGGCCACACCAUUGGCCUUGGCCAUUGCACUUCCUUCACUGAUAGACUUUAUCCCACACAAGACCCUACAAUGGCCCAGACCUUUGCCAACAACCUUAGAGUCAUUUGUCCCGUUGCUAACUCUACUAACACAACUGUACUCGAUAUUCGAUCCCCUAACGUGUUCGAUAACAGGUACUACGUUGAUCUCAUGAACCGACAAGGCCUCUUCACGUCGGAUCAAGAUUUGUACACAGAUACAAGGACUCGGAGCAUUGUUACGAGCUUUGCUAUUAAUCAAACGUUGUUCUUUGAGAGGUUUGUGAUAUCCAUGAUAAAGAUGUCGCAGCUGAAUGUAACGACAGGGACGCAAGGUGAGAUUCGUGCUAAUUGCUCGGUUCGGAAUUCUGAUAAUCUAUCACUGUCUUCUAUUGUGAAAGAGGAAAAGGGGAGCUGGUCUGCAUUUUGAGGGUUGUUCUUGUUUACUUGUUGAAGUGCUCCUUUUAAGUGAAAACAUUUCAAGUACUUUGUGUUUUGUUGUCAUAGAAGAAUGCUUUUGGCAGAGAUGGAGACUGAAACAUAUAGUUUUAACUGUGUAAUAUAGUUAUGUUACUACCUACUAUAAUAUAGUAAAUAAAAGUUGAGCACUCUUUCUAUCAAAA